Messenger RNA from Bursaphelenchus xylophilus (pine wood nematode), 1057 nucleotides. NCBI's taxonomy places the organism in Eukaryota, Metazoa, Nematoda, Chromadorea, Rhabditida, Aphelenchoididae. The record is from the annotation of a GenBank genome assembly.
AUGGGUCUAACCAUCUCCAGCUUGCUGGGCCGUCUCUUCGGCAACAAGGCUGUGCGAAUCCUGAUGGUUGGGCUCGACGCUGCCGGUAAAACAACGAUCCUUUACAAACUGAAGCUGGGAGAGAUUGUGACGACCAUUCCCACCAUUGGCUUUAACGUCGAGACCGUCGACUACAAGAACAUCUCGUUCACAGUUUGGGAUGUCGGAGGACAAGAUAAGAUCCGACCAUUGUGGAGAUAUUACUUCCAGAACACGCAAGGUAGGGGUUUUGUUUGUUUUUGUUGUUAUUGGUUUAGGACUGAGAAGAAAUUCAAACGCCACAACAAAUUUUCGUCAGGAAGUUAUCCAUGAUAAAGAGGUCUUAAUUUUUUGCUUUUCUGCUUAUGAUCUUGAUAUGAUUAGCAGUGAGAAAGCGCAAGAGAGCUAUUCGAAAGCAUUAUUCGUCCAAAAUUAGAUUGUUUUGUUUAUUCUUAUAUUCAUGAUGAGGAUCACACUUUUUCGUCAAAAUUACACUGAAUUGAUAAAAUUCUACCUUUAUUAGCAGUACACCCCUAUUUCCUUUCUAUUUGGCAAUCCACCUCCUCAAAAUUUAUCUGGUUAAUAUCAAAAAUUGAUUCAUCCUUUUAGGUCUAAUCUUCGUUGUGGACAGUAACGACAGAGAGCGUGUGGAAGAGGCCAGAGAUGAAUUGGCCCGAAUGUUGAAUGAAGACGAGCUCAGAGACGCUGUUCUCCUUAUUUUCGCUAACAAACAAGUAAGAUUUUGAACAUUUUUGGAUUGAUUUUUAGGUCAGUGGUCCUAGUGAAAUAUAAUUCCAUGUUCGCUAUGAAAUAGGGAUAAUGGAUGGUUAUAACAAUGUGCAAAGGUCUUCAUUAACCUUCAAAUUUGUUCUAGGAUUUGCCAAAUGCCAUGUCAGCGGCCGAAAUCACCGACAAACUUGGUCUGCAUAACCUGCGCAACCGCAAUUGGUACAUCCAAGCCACAUGUGCCACCACCGGCGACGGACUCUACGAAGGCCUGGACUGGCUCUCCAACCAACUGAAGUCCCGCACCGGCUAA